UUUAUCAAAUACUACUUUCUUUGAUAUAAUUAUGCUUUUAUAAUUCGAUAAAAAUAAUGAUUCACAUUUAUUUCGUAUUAUUUAAAUUCAUAUUAUAAUUUUAUUAGUUUAUAGGUUAAAGUUGUUUGACCACGCUUUUAGUUAAGUUGAUAUUUUAUUAAAAAUGGCUAUGUUUUGGAAUAGAUUAGGACAGCUCGGUGUGGGUUUAACUUUGACUGGUAUCGUUGUUAAUAAUGCUUUAUACAAUGUUGAUGGAGGUCAUAGAGCUGUUAUUUUUGAUAGAUUUACUGGAAUAAAGAACCAAGUUGUAGGAGAAGGAACACAUUUUAUUAUUCCCUGGGUACAGAGACCUAUCAUAUUUGAUGUUCGAUCUAGACCAAGGAAUAUUCCUGUAAUCACUGGAAGUAAAGAUCUGCAAAACGUAAACAUCACACUUCGUAUUCUCUUCAGACCCAUACCAGAUUCUUUGCCGAAGAUCUAUACUGUUCUUGGUAUAGAUUAUGCUGAAAGAGUAUUGCCAUCUAUUACAAAUGAAGUAUUAAAAGCUGUAGUUGCUCAGUUUGAUGCAGGAGAACUAAUCACACAGAGAGAGAUUGUCUCUCAAAAGGUUAGGGAAGAUUUAACAGAAAGAGCUACACAAUUUGGAUUAAUUUUAGACGAUAUUUCUAUUACACAUUUAACCUUUGGAAAAGAAUUUACUCAAGCUGUGGAAAUGAAGCAAGUAGCACAGCAAGAAGCAGAAAAGGCCCGUUUCUUAGUAGAAAAAGCAGAACAGCAUAAGAAAGCUGCUAUUAUUAGUGCAGAAGGUGAUGCCCAAGCUGCUAGUUUAAUUGCAAAGUCCCUUGGUGAAGCAGGCGAUGGUUUAGUUGAACUUAGAAGAAUUGAAGCUGCAGAAGACAUAGCUCAUAAUCUUUCUAGAUCUCGUCAAGUAGCUUAUUUGCCCCCAGGUCAAAAUGUUCUACUUAACUUACCGCAGUAAAAAUAUAAACUCGAAUAAAAAUUAUAUAUAUAA
Messenger RNA from Apis laboriosa (Himalayan honeybee), 1012 nucleotides. It is a transcript of the gene Phb1, whose product is annotated as protein l(2)37Cc. The record is from RefSeq and is a predicted model, not a curated record. NCBI's taxonomy places the organism in Eukaryota, Metazoa, Arthropoda, Insecta, Hymenoptera, Apidae. The transcript is spliced from 4 exons. Gene Ontology annotation, biological process: mitochondrion organization. The coding region runs from base 164 to 979 and encodes 271 amino acids. Gene Ontology annotation, cellular component: membrane; mitochondrion.